Messenger RNA from Symbiodinium natans, 954 nucleotides. NCBI's taxonomy places the organism in Eukaryota, Dinophyceae, Suessiales, Symbiodiniaceae. The record is from the annotation of a GenBank genome assembly.
AUGGCGCAAAAGACCCUUCGGGUCACAAGCGCAAGUGGGGAUGAGAGGGUGGUCUCUGUGGCGGAUACGACCACUGUGAAGGAGAUGGCACGACAAUGCCGAGGAGAUGGCGUUCAAGAUCGUCAAGCAACUUUGGUACGAGGAGUCACGGUGCUCGAGCCAAGGAUGACUGUGAAGGAAGCAGGUUUGGAAGACGGGGAGGAAGUUUCUGUGGUGUGGUCCGACCCUUUUGUUGAACUGGCAAGCUGGGCAGGUGAGGAGCUGGAUGGGUCUCUGUAUGUUCAGAUCCCAGCAGAAGUCACACGCAUUGAGGAUGAGGCAUUUUCCAACUGCGCAGCAUUGCUGAAGAUCGUGUUUCACGAUGCAGUGACCAGCAUAGGCAGAGGGGCCUUUUCUGGCUGCAGCGCCCUGAGGGAAGUAGAAAUCCCCAACUCUGUGAUCCGCAUUGAAGGGCAGGCUUUUGCCAACUGCAGUUCCCUCACGCAAGUCAGCAUCCCAUGCUCAGUCGCCAGCAUUGGAGACGGGGCCUUUGCUGGCUGCAGCUCCCUGCGAGAAGUAGAGAUCCCAAGCUCUGUGACGGGCAUUGGCAGGGGAGCCUUUCACAGCUGCAGCUCGCUGGCGCAAGUGGAGAUCCCCCACUCCUUGCGCAGCCUUGCAGCCGAGACCUUCUACGGCUGCAGCUCCCUGACGCACGUAAAAAUCCCGAACCUUGUGACGGUCAUUGGGCAACGGGCCUUCGCCAACUGCAGCUCCCUGACACAGGUUGAUAUUCCGAGCUCCCUGAGAAGCAUUGAGGCAUUUGCCUUUGAAAACUGCACUUCUCUGACGCAAGUGGCCAUCCCCGACUCGGUGAUCAACAUCGGCGAUCGUGCCUUUGCCAACUGCGGCUUGAGGCAAGUGAGUAUACCUGACCUUGUGGCCAGCUGGCUCCAGCCUCAGACUGCAGCUCGGUGA